AUGAAGUCGUUAGUCCUAGCUGUCCUACUGUUAAGUGUAACGCUAUUCGGAACUACUUCCGCUAAACGUAAAAUUCAGUGUCGUUUGUUCCAACCGGGUGUGGAAUCCACCACGGUGGCAUCACCUGCCUCUGGUCCUGCGAUCUUGAAUAGUGCCGAUUUCGAGACAAUCAUGCUGAAGCUGGAUGCUCUGGACUAUCGAGUGGUCAAGGCGGAAUUUUCCCUGCAGAGUACGAUUCGCACGAUCGCUGACGACGUGGAUAAUCUGGGACAGGUUGUCGAGAAACUAGCCUGGGUGGUGAGCCAGACUGAGCUGUCCGGUAGUUUUGUGGAGCAUCACGUGAAGCUGAUUGAAUACAAUUUGACAACGAUGCAGAAAGAUGUGAGGGAAAUGUUGAGUGUUCAGCAACGAUUGCCGACGAGGACGUUUAUCGAAAAUGCAUUGGUUAAAUUGAAGUUCCACACCAACGAGUCUAUCACUGAAGAUGGUGAAAAUCCCAUUCCGACGAAGAUGGUCGAAAAUAUGAUGAUGGACGAGCAAAUGUUCGAGUACUGUGAUCAGUUGCCGGACAACAAAAUUUCUGGAGUGUACACGAUCAUACCGGAUGGGGACUUCCGGGAGCCAAUGCGGGUGUAUUGCAAUCUAUCGUACACGGACGGGGGAUGGACGGUGGUUCAGAGGCGAUUCAAUGGGACGGUGAACUUCUACCGGGAAUAUGAAGAGUACGUGCGAGGAUUUGGGAAACUGGAUGGCGGUGAGUUUUGGUUGGGUCUGGAACGGAUUCAUCGGUUGACGUACUCGGCUGCACAUGAACUGGUCGUAGUUCUGGAAGACUGGGAAGGUGAAUCCAGGUAUGCGUGGUACGAAAACUUUGAAAUAGCCGGGGAGUUUGACCAUUUCAAGGUUACAAAGCUGGACGGUUAUAAGGGUGACGCUGGAGAUUCGCUAAAUUACACGCUGAAUGCUGCGUUUUCAACUUUUGACCAGGAUCAUGAUACCAAUGAGCAGAACAACUGUGCAGUCAAGUACCAUGGGGCGUGGUGGUAUAAGGCUUGCCAUUCAAGUAACUUGAAUGGAAAAUACCUCCGUGGCAAUACGACGGAGUUCGGUUCCGGAAUGAACUGGGAAACGUUCCAUGGGAUGAGCUAUGCUUUGAAAUCUUCCACGAUGAUGAUUCGUAGGCGGCGGGAUAUGAUUCCCGAGGAAACGUUCCAGGAUUUUUUCCUGUAUGAGGACAGAUCCCGGCUGGAGGUGGAGCAGAAUGAACACACAGAAUCACUGAAUAAUGCCAUCUAUACUGAGGAGAAGUUUGUUCCUGAAUAA
Ochlerotatus camptorhynchus is the source of this 1323-nucleotide messenger RNA. Its product is annotated as fibrinogen-like protein 1. The transcript is spliced from 2 exons. Bases 1 to 1323 code for a protein of 440 amino acids. NCBI's taxonomy places the organism in Eukaryota, Metazoa, Arthropoda, Insecta, Diptera, Culicidae. The record is from RefSeq and is a predicted model, not a curated record.